Molecule: messenger RNA, 1852 nt
Organism: Chionomys nivalis (European snow vole)
Lineage: Eukaryota; Metazoa; Chordata; Mammalia; Rodentia; Cricetidae
Gene: Med9
Product: mediator complex subunit 9
Exons: 2
Coding region: 22-450 (142 amino acids)
Biological process (GO): regulation of transcription by RNA polymerase II
Cellular component (GO): mediator complex
Molecular function (GO): transcription coregulator activity
Source: RefSeq, a predicted model, not a curated record
AGCGACCGCACGCUUGGUACCAUGGCUUCCUCUGGGGUGGCGGGUGGGAGACAGGCCGAAGAUACCUUGCAGCCACCUCCCGAGCUGCUACCGGAGUCCAAGCCGCCGCCGCCGCCUCAGCCUCUACCGGUCGCCGCGCUCCCGCCACCGCCGGCUCCGCAGUCUCAAUCCCCCGCAGGCGUGAAGGAGGAGAAUUACUCCUUUUUACCGUUGGUUCACAAUGUCAUCAAAUGCAUGGACAAGGACAGCCCAGAUCUCCACCAGGACCUGAAUGCGCUCAAAACAAAGUUCCAGGAGAUGCGGAAGCUCAUAGGCACCAUGCCCGGCAUCCACAUGAGCCCUGAGCAGCAACAGCAACAGCUACACAGCCUCCGGGAGCAAGUCAGGACGAAGAAUGAGCUUCUGCAGAAAUAUAAGAGCCUCUGCAUGUUUGAGAUCCCCAAGGAGUAGGGCCAGCUCCCAGGACAGCUGCCAAGGGAUUGAAAACCUCACACCUGUGGUGUCCAGCUCCUUGGGAGCCUAACUCUAAACUAUGAGGCCACAUGUGCCUGGUGUAGGGCCUCAUUGGCUGUACUCAGCUUUGACUAGCUACGCCUGGGCCUCAUCAGCAGAUCUAGAGGGCACAGGAGAGGAAGUAGCUGUUCCCUUCUUUCCCUCAGGUCCUCCCACUCCCGAUACCAUCAGCGUAUAUCAGGUACAUACUGUUCCCAUUAACAGCAGUUUCAUGAAGCAUUUACAUAGAAUUCGUGGGGUAAAUUAGGCCUACACUGAGAUGGCAUGGAUUUAAUAUAAUUAAAGAAGGCUGGGAGCGUGCGAACAUUGUUAUGAAAGGCCAGAGGGUGGGUGGCUUCUCCCCCAAAACUGUUUGAGCUACUGAAUGAAACUAUCUCUGGGGCGUUAGCCCAGCGCUUUGCCUGCCAGCCACCGGCUGGCAACUCCAGUUUCCAGCCUCCUGCAUCCAGCCUCAUAGGCUCUUGCUCCCUUUAUCUCCAUCACUCCAGGCAGUGCUCAGAAUAGCCAAAGCACCGCUUGCCUGGGGCCCUUUGUUCUUCCCACGCUGGCUCUGCCCUGAUUCAUCAGCCCCUGCUUACCACGUCAUCUCCCCUCCAGCCAAGGAGUCAGCCUCAUUUGCUCCUCUGCACAUGGUCCCUGCACACUUCUGAUGUGGAGCGGAGUGGCUGGAAGGGUAAUGGGGCAGUUCCUCAGCCAGGGGUGUGUGUGGUCUGAGUCCUGUCCAAAGGGCAAGGAGAGCUAAGCCUGGCUCCAUACCUGUGCUCUAGUUGUAGAGUGCCCAGCUAGUCCCAGAGAGACACUGUGUUUUCUUCCUCCCAGGGGCUGUCACACUAAGGGAGGGUGGCCCUUUCUCAGGAGUAAGGUGAGAAGUACAGAGUAUUGUUUGGAUCUUGAAAUGGGCACAGCCUGGGCUGACCACUUUAGGACUUAGCAGGUGCCUGCCAGCUGGCCUUGUUGGCAGGAGUGCUGGCUGGGGAUGGUUUCAGUAGGGGUUCUUGUGGUACUGCCUAUCUGAAAUGUCUCACAGUUGGGACUUGGGAUGUGUGAAAGAGGGUGUUGAGUUGCAGUGGUUUGGGCAGAAAAGUGGGCUCUGAGGUGGAGAGGAGAGCCAAUUAAGCCAUGACUACCUGGGAACUGUUACUUAACUGAAUCAGUUAUUUUCCGAUUUUCUGGAAAUUUGAGCAGUGGGUGAGCCAGUUUUAAGGCUCUGCCCCACUUCUGUGAAACACAGAACACACGACACGCAGGAGCUUCAGACCCUCCUGCUAAGCAGAGAGAAAGGCUCCUCGGAGGGCUGGAGGAGGUGGAGACUCAUCUGCAGACUUGGGAAUAAAGUAUG